Messenger RNA from Cotesia glomerata, 2035 nucleotides. Its product is annotated as prostatic acid phosphatase-like. The transcript has 5 exons. Gene Ontology annotation, molecular function: phosphatase activity. Bases 351 to 1673 code for a protein of 440 amino acids. Gene Ontology annotation, biological process: dephosphorylation. The record is from RefSeq and is a predicted model, not a curated record. Lineage: Eukaryota; Metazoa; Arthropoda; Insecta; Hymenoptera; Braconidae.
UGUCGUUAGUAAAGUUGUCGGCCAAUAAAAAUAUGGCAUCUUGAAAUAAGUAGCGCGUGCUUCAUUUCAACGAAAGUUUACAGAAUGCAUUAUUAAAAAACGUCAACAUUACAGUUGACUCAUCUAAGUAAUUAUUAGCAUUAAGUGUUUUACAAUUUACCCAAGAAAAUACAACUAAAUAUAUAAAGUUUUUUUUUAAUAUUUACAUUCAAUUAAAGCCAAAUCGAUAUUUACUCUAUAAAUAAAAGUGAAAGUUUAUGAUGACUAGCACAAUGAAUUUAUAAAUUAAAUUUUUAUGAAAAAUCUAAACGAAGAAUUUAGAAUUGUUAUUAGAUAAAUAAAUUUAUAUAAUGAAGAAAUUUAUACUAAAUAUUUUUUUAACAUUUUACUUAAUUGUUUCGGCGUUUUCAACUGAGGAAAAUUCAUCCAAUGAUUUAGAAAGUGUUGUAUUUGCCAACAUUCUGUUCAGACAUGGAGACAGAACACCUGUGGAACCUUAUCCGAAUGACCCUCAUCGCAAUGAAUCGGAAUGGCCUGUACCGUAUGGUCAAUUGACAACUACGGGAAUGCAUCAACAUUUAUUAUUAGGUCAAUGGCUACGAUCACGAUACGACAAGUUGAUACCAGAUCACUAUUCGUUGGAUGAUAUUUAUGUACAAAGCACGGAUGUUGAUCGGACGUUGAUGUCAGCAGAAUCAAACUUAGCUGGUCUGUAUCCACCUAAAGGCAAUCAAAGAUGGGACAAUAUGAGAUGGAUGCCGAUACCAGUGCAUACAAUACCCGAAACAAUGGAUUACGUGCUAGCUGGUAAAAAAAAAUGUCGCCGCUAUGAUGAUGAAAUUCAUAAACUUUUGUCUUCCGAGCUAUUUGUCAAAAUAAAUCGUCAAAAUUCAAAACUGUAUGACUAUUUAAGUCAUCAUGCGGGUAAAAAAAUCAAUUCUGUGACUGAAGUCGAAUACUUUUACAAUACAUUGUAUAUUGAGGAAUUAUACAACAAAACAUUGCCUGACUGGACAAAAGUAGUGUAUCCAGAUAAAUUGCGGCCGAUAGCCGAGUUUAGCUUUAAAGUACAAGCUUACAAUAAAAUAUUGCAGCGACUUAAAAUAGGUUCACUCUUAGGGGAAAUGAUUGAUCACAUGGUAGCGAAAUCCGAAAAUAAAUUAUCCCCUAAUCGUAAACUGUGGAUUUACAGUGGUCAUGAUGAAACAGUUGCUAAUUUAUUGAUGGCGUUAGACUUAUUUUAUCCACAUUGUCCUCCUUAUACAGCAACCAUUCUUAUUGAAUUGAGAACUAAUUUAACUAAUGAAUUUUUCGUAACAGUUUCAUACAAAAAUACCAGUGGAGAACCGACUUUAUUGACGGUACCGGGCUGCAAGCCACUAUGCCCACUUGAAGACUUUAUUAGAUUGACUAAAGAUGUGAUACUAAAUGAUUUUGAGAGAGAAUGUCUGAGCGACUCAACGGAUAAUCAAAAUAUUUCGAUUGAUAAUCAAAACAAUUGCUAUAAUAAUGAUGAUAAUAGCAAUAGCAUAAAUUUUUCGAUGGUUCUUGGAGUAUUAAUAUCGACAAUAAUAAUGAUUAUCAUGAUGAUCGUGCUAAUAUUAUUUUUUUAUUGGCAUUAUAAACGUAAUUACUUCCAGUAUUAUUUACGUCUUUCAACAGAACCACUCUAAAAUUUUUUUUUAUUUUAAGUAAUGAAAAAAAAUUGCAGAACUAAAAUGCUCAAUUAUAAUUUUAUAACUCAUAAUUAUUAUUAUAAUAAAUAUUUUUUUUUGCAUAAUAUUACAGAGCACUUGUCCAGAUAACAGAAAUUAAGUGAUUUUGUAAGGACUCAAGUGUCUGAUAUAGAAUCGAAUCCAUUAUUUUUAUAUUAAUUUAAUUUAAGUAUUUAGACUUUUCAAAAUACGUAACAUUGAGAGGUAUUUGAUAAUAUUACAAUAUUGAAGUAAUAAUCUAUUAGCUUUAAAAAUUUUUGUUAUCAUUGGUGUUAAAAAUUUAUAACAGUUGAUUCGAUAAUUAUUAAUCAUAGUUUUUU